CAGAUGAACAGGAUAACAAAAGAUGAAUCUGGUUUCCCUUUGUCUUGGAUCGUUGCUAGAGAACCGUUGCUGGUAGGUUACCUGCAGUUACAACCACAAUUCCAUUAAAGCUAGACUCCCACAUGUCUUGUCUUCCAUGUCUAGGUUCUUUGCUGUGGAGAUCCGUUGCCGCUAAGCACGCGACCUCCACUAACUUAGGUUCUUUGAUAACGAUCCGUCGUGGACAAUUCCUGUGCCAGCAUGAACAAGAUGCAACUGCACUUAGCAAACAAGCAGAGUCAUGUGUCGCGACGACGUGGCCAUGACGGGGACGGUAGUGUCGAUGCCUUAUCUUGAAAGGCCAGAUCAGCAUGGGCGGGUUGCAAUACGAGCGAGCAUGCACAUUUGCAAGGCUAUGUAAUGGAGACUUUCACUGCCACUCAAGACAAAACAAGACCCGGAUAUCGCUGCAAGCACCCACGCAAUCUACCUUACCUAGGCUUGGUUGGUUGAGUGGUGAGACGUGUACUGAAGGGAGAGACAAUGAAGACAAAUAUGACAAUCAAUUUUAGUAGCUUAGUUCAGUUGCCAACAGCGGGUUACUCAGCUGUAGAAUAAUAACAACAACAAUAAAUAAUGUGGAUUGGAUCCAUGUUAGCAAAGGCAGAAGUGAGUGAGGGGGAGUCUCUCGCUCGCUACCUAUGCACCUCAGUAAAAGUGCGGUGCUGCGCAGUGCAGUGUAGCAUCUGCUAAUCAACGCCUCUCAUUUCCAAUUUCACUCCCACUCCCACUCAACGCAACGGCUGGCUCAUCUUUCAAUCCUUUCCCCUUCCCGUCAUUCUAUUUUCCAUCUCCAUUUCCAUUCCCCAAUUCUUCUCUACCUAUCUUCUCUUCUUCUGCUUCUCCCCUAACUCUCUUUGCCCACCUACCUACCUAUUCAACAUCUCAAUUUUACGAAAUCACCUCUCGUCGCCUUCAUCCGUAACCGUGGAGUUCAUUGAUUGACUGACCCUGGUUUCGGGGUUCCCAUCUCGUCGGCUGUCGUAUCGCAACCCAUCAUAUUUCCUUUUUUUUAUUACGAUUCCCCUCCCUGGAGGUCAAUCACCUGUUUCUCAUCCCUCCCGUUCCCUCUCCCGUCCGUCUGUGUCCACCGUGAACCAACCGAAUCUUUGGGGGCUUAAUCUCCAACCCUUGAACCUUGUGGUCGAUAAACUAUCUUCUCCUCGUUCACUUUCAACCAUAAUCUGCUCCUCUUCAUCCAACAACCGCCGCUGUAUCUGUAUCCGAGUGCCAUCAUCCAACCCCGGCCCGACCUUCUUGAGAUGCACCACGUACCGGCCUUGGAGCCAUCUUAUGGAGAAACUUGAAUCGCAAUCAGAUACCGAUAUCGAUAUCGAUAUGGGAGAUUCUAUCAGUGAACCUAUGGAUACGACCGAUGAUGGCCACACCGGCCCGCGUGCGCCUUGUCCUACCUCGAUUCCUGCAUCCGCCCUUUUACCUAUCCGAGAUAGUUAUACAUCACGAAGGAACGACCUCAGCGAUGAUCGAGACGAUGAUGCCGAUUCCGAUACAGAAUUUGCCUCCAUCAUGGCUACGUCCAUGCUGAACGGCAUUCUCAAUACCGCUUCCAAUCCUGUCUCUCCCGGCUCGUCCAGCCCUUCUCACGAUCAAGCCAAAACAUCCGAUUUCGUUCCUCCGACGAGACCGAGCAGUACACCAUUCCCUCACCCUGAUCGCCGACACUCCAAGCCAUGCUGCUCCAGCGGUUCUCCGCAUGGCGCCGACCACGAUACUCCCACUGACUCUACCGCUUUCCCCGAUAACGAGCCGGUGGUCCUUCCUCGCCCUAUAACCGACUUCAACCAGCUGCCAAUUGAGGUACAUGAAGCGAUACUGGAUCACCUAUUCGGAUAUCGAGUUUCCGCUACAUCGCGAAGUUCAAUGGCCGUAUCAAGUAUUACAAAGAGUUGGGGGACGGCACUUAGACAUUCGAGAAGAAGGGAGUUGACGGAAUUGGCGCUUGUGAGCGAUGUUUGGCGAAUUCUUGUUCAACAGCGGCUAUAUCGUCAUAUUAAACUAAAAGCAACUGUGGACUGCCUAGAAGAUGCUAUGGUUCACCUUGCUCUACACGAGCACCUGCAAUCAUAUGUCAAACACAUUGAGAUCUGGUUCCCUGUUUUCCAACCAACCUACGGACCUGUCGCUCUAUCGAAUACUCUGACGCUGCCUACGGUCACCAUGGAAGGACUGACUAACGCGACAUACACUUUACCCGGCAACAACUGUACCCUUGAGCAAGUGUUUCAAUUUGUCGGACAGACUUUACCCCAGGCCAGAGUCUUGACCCUAGAAGGAGGUGAGCGACGCAAGGCACCGAGAGUUCUUCACUUUCCCGAGCAGAGGAUCGAUCCGGCCAUCUACAAGCCGCUGCCUGUCCUCGAAUCGGUGCAGACUCUAGUCACGAGGGGCCAGUGGAAUCUUAUGCGAGAUGAUCAGGACUUUGCAACAGUUUUGAAUGCUUUACCAGGUCUUUACGAGUGGCAGGGCUCUUAUAGCAAACCAAAGUCAAAGAGCUAUAUUACUAUGGCCGAGUUCCUUCCAAAACUCCCACGUCACAUUACGAAUUUGAGUCUUUGCCUCGAGAGCGACUAUCGUCGAGAGGGGGUCAUGCCACCAUUCUAUUCGAAGGUCGUACAGAAGACGCACAUUUGUGCAAGGAUGGCCGAGGCGUUACCUUCAUUAGAGCAUUUCGCCUACACUGGCCGUGUUUGUCACCACUUUUUUGAUGUGGCUAUGCGGUCAACUGACCCACGAACUUCCCGACUCAAGACUCUGGACCUGACAGUCAAGAAUUGCUGUCGAUACAACACAAGCUUCCAUGAGGCUGGCUCUGGCAUUCAAGAUAUGGGCUUCAUCGAUGCUUUUGAAAAGUUGGUACUAUCUGCGAUUCGAUCACUGGAAAAGCUCAAGGAAGUGGUUUAUCUGAGGAUUCGGUUUGUUGAUCUUGACUCCGUACUACCCCCUCUCAACCCAUUUUUCAUUAUGCGCAAGGGUGCCUGCUCUGGCGUCUGGAGCGAGAGGAUUUUGGCCGAGAUGGGUCGCGUACGCCCUGAUGUUCAUUUUCCAGAGCUGAGUGAAUCCUUUGGCAACAUUGUGUACAACAAGGACGGAAGAAUGGUCAUCACACCUGACCCCCCGAGGACGAAGAUUGCAUCACUCAAGUUGUCGAAUUAUCGAUCUCUUGCGACAGGCAUCACGAUUCAGUGAGAAAUGCAUGCCAAUUUGAAAAACUAUGGAUCUCAAACCGCAGAAGACAGCCAGAAGAUCGGCACGGCUGGAUUAUACAUAUGAUACAUCACUCUUUAUGUUUUGAGACGGCGUUCAAGGUUUGGAACUAUGGAAAGGAAACUGUUAAUUGAAACCACAUACCCAGGAGAUUGGGAGUUAUGAGGGCGCAUGUAUACACGGGAACCGCUGGCAUGGCUUUACUUGGCUUUGAGAAGAAUUUGCUUGGGAUCUGUUGAAAAGUCACGAAAUGGAAGAGAAGACGGUGAGGUAAUUUAUCUCAGGGGAUGCGAGCUUCCAUAUACCCUCUACGAUACUGGCGAUUUGGUAUUAUAAUCGAUGAAUAAGAUUGUCUGAACAUUUAUGCUGUCUUCAUCAUCAAAAAAAUAUCCAUGCUUACUACACCCUUUCUUUUGUUUUUCAAAUUUCUGAAAGGGGGACAAUAGUGUGGCUCUUAUUCGACGUGGAACUUAAUGGUUGAUCGUGUUGACUGAGCAGCGCCGUCACUGAUGAUGACACCCAGAAUCCAGCAGUUGACUAGGAAAAAGCCGAGCGAGGCCAGCCAAAGGCCUGGGAAGAAAGUACUGAUGCCGAGAAACUCGAGCUGGUAACCUUGUUGCAACCAGGCAGCUUGGGAGACUACCCAGAGCAACAGAGCUGAGAUGCCUAGCUUAGGGCUACGGAGGAAAGAUGAGUUGGGCAAAUAAAGUGGCAAAAAGAUCAUGUACCAGAGGAAGUACUGAUGAUAUGUUAGUUGAUGGACGAGCAAUAAGGAUGAGGAUGACUGACUUGGGAGGUACAGACUUUGUUAAACGUAACAAAGGCAAAUGUCUGAGCCAUCAUGGCUGUUGCAAGAUCGCGCUUGGCGAUAGCGAGAGGAAUGAGAACACAAGAUAGAAGAAGUUGAGGGAGGAAGGCGAACGACUCGAUACGGAAUGAAGGUGCAGCAUCAGCGGGAGUGGCAGAGGUGAGAUACAGCAGGACAUUGUAAGGCGAGAAGUUGUGACGGUGGUCGAUCCUUGUGACAUGGUGAAAAUAAGUAUGAACAAGGAACGGGGUCUCAUAACUGUGAGUUUGUUAGUUAUGCUGGCUCUGAUAUUUGUGUAUGAGGACUUACAUGGAGAACAUGAUGAGGUUGAGAAUCAUGAACGUUAUAAGGCUGAGAAGUCCAAACUUGAGGCGAUCCGGCGUGAAAAAGUUUGAGACUGCUUCCUUGUAUGAUGAAGGACGAGUAGCGGCCUUUGUCUCUUUUCCUAAAUGAGCAUCGUCCAUCCACCAUACAAUAGCUGGUGCAUAGAUGAAGGGGUAAAUCUUGAAGUGAACCGACACUCCCAGAAUGAUCGCGGCAAG
This is a messenger RNA of Fusarium verticillioides 7600, 4614 nucleotides long. RefSeq lists its product as hypothetical. Bases 1333 to 3246 code for a protein of 637 amino acids. The transcript is spliced from 2 exons. The record is from RefSeq and is a predicted model, not a curated record. NCBI's taxonomy places the organism in Eukaryota, Fungi, Ascomycota, Sordariomycetes, Hypocreales, Nectriaceae.